AUGCUCGUCGCGCCGGCACAGGUCUUGCGACGAGCGGCCCAGGGCGUGCUGGGGGUGGCGCUGUCGCUCAUCGCAGCGACGCAGGACCCCUCUGCUGUGCUGGCUGCAGACAUGGCGCCGCUGGUUGACAGCGCCAAGGUGGUUGCGCAGGAGCAGCGGGCAGGGCUCAGCAGCAGUCUGGAGGAGCUUGAACGGGACUAUGGCUGGAAGGUCCGCGUGUACACGGGGUUCGGCGGCCCCCUGGCCACCAAGACGGACGCACAGUCGCCGCGCCAGAUGUUUGGCCCCCCUGAUGAGAAGACGCUGUGGCUCAAGGUUGACCCCUCUUCACCCAACAUCUUGAACAUGGUCUACAUUGGGGACGACGUGCUGUUCAAGCUGAGGAGGCCGUUCCUGCAGGAGGUGCAGAGCAGGUAUGGCAACCAAUUCUUCGUGCGCGAAAACGGGGAGAACGCCGCUGUGCUGCAGGCCGUGGGGGCGCUGACGCAGUGCUUGGCAGCGCCAGAGGGCUGCAAGGUGAGCGGCCUGGAGCGGGCGCCCGGCCAGGGCGCGGGCGAUCUUGCAGGGUCCAGGAAUGGUAUCAAGGUGGUUCCUGGCCUGCCGUCGGGGCAGUACUACUUCACUCUUGCAUUCUCCGUGGCAGGCGGGGUGAUUGCUGGGGCCGUGUCAAAGCUUGAGCCGCAGGGCAUUGUCCGCCGGAAGUGGAUCUGGCUUCUGGUGUUCUCUCCGCUGUGGGCCCCGCUGUUCAUCAACUUUGGGCUGGGCCCCGUCCUCAGCCGCACCUCGGACGCACUCCCUGUGGUGGGCAACUUUGCCGGCUUUGCGGUGGGCGCGGCCCUGCCUUACCUGGACCGGCUGCUGGCGCCGCAGCAGCAGCAGGAGGGCGGAACUCAGUGA
Monoraphidium neglectum is the source of this 897-nucleotide messenger RNA. RefSeq lists its product as hypothetical. Lineage: Eukaryota; Viridiplantae; Chlorophyta; Chlorophyceae; Sphaeropleales; Selenastraceae. The record is from RefSeq and is a predicted model, not a curated record. Bases 1 to 897 code for a protein of 298 amino acids. The transcript has 7 exons.